Molecule: messenger RNA, 1669 nt
Organism: Medicago truncatula (barrel medic)
Lineage: Eukaryota; Viridiplantae; Streptophyta; Magnoliopsida; Fabales; Fabaceae
Product: AT-hook motif nuclear-localized protein 1
Exons: 7
Coding region: 297-1301 (334 amino acids)
Molecular function (GO): minor groove of adenine-thymine-rich DNA binding
Source: RefSeq, a predicted model, not a curated record
UUAUUUGAACAUUGUUGUUGUGGUAUUUAUUAAUUUAUAUUACUAGUAUUAAACUUUACAGCUUUUUUCAUAUUAAAAAAUUCCCAUUUUUCAAUUCAAGAAGCUUUGGAAAAAUCAACCAGCCAACAGAAUUUUUUUCAACUUCUGAAAUUUUUAAGUUGUGGAAGGAGCUUAAAGUAUAUCUUGACACUUGCUGAAGUGUGUGACAUGUCAUGAUCUUUGUACUCUGAAGAAUAUCCAGUGUUUGAUUUUGAUUUUGGUUUGACUGUAUUAAGAGGGAAUAGUUUGAUAUUUGCAUGGAGGGGAGAGAAGGAAACAACACUGGAGUAACAGUGAUAGGAGCAGAAGCUCCAUCAACUUAUCAUAUGGCACCAAGGAGUGAAGCUCCAACUCAACAUGUAACUGCUCCUGAAUCAGGAAAUGUGGCUCUUACUGUUUCGCCUGUGAGUCUGGGAAUGGAUGGAGGAACACUUAAGAAGAAAAGAGGUAGACCAAGGAAAUAUGGGCCAGACGGGUCGGUUACUGCUGUGGCAUUGUCACCGUUGCCAAUCUCGUCUUCAGCUCCUUUUUCUAAUGAAUUUUCAUCCGGGAAGCAGGGGAAACCGAAGGGAAUGGAGUUCAAGCAGUCAAAAAAAGCCGGAGCUGAUCCUCUAGGUGACUCGGUCGGCACCAAUUUUAUGCCGCAUAUCAUUACUGUCAAUGCUGGUGAGGACAUUACAAUGAAGGUUAUAUCCUUUUCGCAACAAGGACCACGAGCUAUAUGCAUCCUGUCUGCUAGUGGCGUGAUUUCAAAUGUUACGCUUCGUCAGCCUGAUUCUUCUGGCGGAACUUUGACCUAUGAGGGUCGUUUCGAGAUACUUUCACUGUCCGGAUCAUUCAUGCCUACCGACAACCAAGGAACAAGAAGCCGGUCUGGUGGAAUGAGUGUUUCUUUGUCAAGCCCUGAUGGUCGUGUCGUAGGCGGUGGAGUUGCCGGUCUUCUUGUAGCUGCCACUCCUGUGCAGGUGGUUGUUGGAAGUUUUCUGCCAAGUAACCAACAAGACCAGAAAAUAAAGAAGCCAAAAUCUGACUAUGCAUCACCUACCAUUACCGAACCUAUUGCAGUGUAUUCAGCACCUCCGUCAACCAAUGGUGAAAGGAUUGAUGUAAUGAGUGGACAUCUACUUCAAAAUCCGGGAACAUUAAACACAAAUCUUACUUCUCCCUCGGCCUUUCGCCGAGAAAACUGGGUUAACAUGCACACCAUGCCGGACUCAAUGAAGUCUGCAACUGAUAUUAACAUAUCUUUGCCAGAUAAUUAAAGACGAUAAUCAACCCGCAAUCGCGAAUCCUCCGGUGUUGCUGACUACAUUCAUGACUGAUGAGCUAUUUAUUUAAUGUUUCCAGUGUUGUCAUGUAGAUUGUUUCAAACCUGCUAUCUAUUGUCUAAUUACCUUAGGAUGAAGUAGUUGACUAAAUGUUGUAUGUUGCAGCUAUGUUUCUUAAUUUUUAUUUGUCUAGUAGAGUUCAUGAUUAAGUCCUCUAGUAAGGUAGGUAGAUGCUGUAAUGUGCAAGUAUUAUGAGUAGGCUAAUUUGGAUGUAAUGAAUAUCUGCUACAAUCUAAAUUUGUUGAAGCUUAAUUUGAUGUCACAAGCUUCAAUCUUUAAAUUUUACGAGCUUAAUUUUGAUA